CCGCCUCCAUGUUGGGAAGGUCAGGCGACAGAAGGAGGAGGGAGAGGCGGAGUCAGUGGCACAGAGAGACGCUAGAGGGGGAGGACGGAGAGAGGAAAAGGAAAGCCUGUCAUACCCGCCCACCUCCUGAGGGAAAACAGGGACUCGCUGCGGGCUCCGUAACCCUUGGGACACCGAGCUAGCCGCCCCGGGAGCGCCCUCACACUCGCCCGCACAUCCGCUAGGCCUCCGCCCGUUCCUCAGCCCUCCGUUAUCGCUCGCCAUUAGCAGUGUGUGCGCUCCCAGGGAACCCCCCUCCUUCCCUCACAGCGCCCCGCCUGGGCUUCAUGCUGAGCAAGAGAAGGAAAGAGCAGGGAGCCGGCCCGGCCUCGGACAUACGGGGGAUCCUCAGCCAACCGACACUCUGGGACUUCUCCUCAGGCGGAUAGGGCUCUUCCUCCAUCUUUCAUUUCACCCCUCAUCCCCCCCCCCCCACUCACACUCACACUCACAGCAUUUGUACCCACAGGGCAUAAACACCAUUUACUCACCAGCAUCAACAUACAGACACAUAUACACACAGUAGCACCUACACAUUGCAUACCUUACCCCCUCUCUAUAAAUAUAUAUAUAUAUACACACACACAGCAUAGCCUCUAACCCACUAUAAUACAUUGCCCACACCACAGACAUUAGGAGUCCAUAGAUCCCCCCCCUGUGUUUAUAGACACUAUCAGUGAGUAUAUACUAUACAUUACAUACCUGCACAUACGUUAUAGCUAAUUGGUAGGUUUCAUCAGUUCUCUACGUUACACACACACACAGUAUAGCCUCUAACCCACUAUAAUACAUUGCCCACACCAGAGACAUUAGGAGUCCAGAGAUCCCCCCUGUGUUUAUAGACACUAUCAGUGAGUAAGUAUAUACUAUACAUUACAUACCUGCACAUACGUUACAGCUAAUUGGUAGGUUUCAUCAGUUUUCUUGAUUACACACACACACAGCAUAGCCUCUAACCCAGUGUAAUACAUUGCCCACACCAGAGACAUUAGGAGUUCAGAGAUCCCCCCCUGCUGUGUUUAUAGACACUAUCAGUGAGUGAGUAUAUACUAUACAUUACAUACCUGCACAUACGUUAUAGCUAAUUGGUAGGUUUCAUCAGUUCUCUACGUUACACACACACACAGCAUAGCCUCUAACCCACUAUAAUACAUUGCCCACACCAGAGACAUUGGGAGUCCAUAGAUCCCCCCUGCUGUGUUUAUAGACACUAUCAGUGAGUAAGUAUAUACUAUACAUUACAUACCUGCACAUACGUUACAGCUAAUUGGUAGGUUUCAUCAGUUUUCUUGAUUACACACACACACAGCAUAGCCUCUAACCCAGUGUAAUACAUUGCCCACACCAGAGACAUUAGGAGUUCAGAGAUCCCCCCUGCUGUGUUUAUAGACACUAUCAGUGAGUGAGUAUAUACUAUACAUUACAUACCUGCACAUACGUUAUAGCUAAUUGGUAGGUUUCAUCAGUUCUCUACGUUACACACACACACAGCAUAGCCUCUAACCCACUAUAAUACAUUGCCCACACCAGAGACAUUGGGAGUCCAUAGAUCCCCCCCCCUGCUGUGUUUAUAGACACUAUCAGUGAGUAAGUAUAUACUAUACAUUACAUACCUGCACAUACGUUACAGCUAAUUGGUAGCUUUCAUCAGUUUUCUUGAUUACACACACACACAGCAUAGCCUCUAACCCACUAUAAUACAUUGCCCACACCAGAGACAUUAGGAGUCCAUAGAUCUCCCCCCUGUGUUUAUAGACACUAUCAGUGAGUAAGUAUAUACUAUACGCUACAUACCUGCACGUACAUUACAGAUAAUUGGUAGGUUUCUCUACAUUAGACACACGCACUGUUCAUUUACUCUGAGCCUUCGUCCCACAGAAUAUACAGCAUAAAACUGUAGCCCAGCUGUUCCUCCACUGCUCUUGGCCACCCUAGCUACUUAUAUAAUCGGUAUUUUAACUGUACGUAUAGAAUUGGGUCAUUUUCCCUUAACAUUCACAUAGAGCUCACUUCUGGGCAGCGGAACAUGUACAGAUAGCUCACUGUUUAAUAUAUACACAGCAUUGUCUCACCUCCCUACAGACACAGUUUGCACACUGUUUUUUUUUAAUUUUGCACAUACACCGGCUACUCUCCCCGACACUCCAGGCAGACUGGGCUCCCCGGCAGCAAGCUCUUAUACAAGAAACACCUGCCUAACAGCCUUCACCCUCACGGUUGCAUCCCCCCACCCCAAAGGCAGACACUUCGUUUCAUACAUCCGCACCGCAUCCCCAAUCCAGUCGUCAACUACGGAUAAGAUAACGAGGACGAGAAGAAAAGCCAAUUCGUUUCCAUGGACAACACAUCUAUCAUCACCCAGGUCUCUAACCCCAAGGAGGAGGGAAUCCUGUCUUGUGCCCAGGAAAAGGUCUCCCAAUGCAAUAUUAGCCUAAAAAAGCAGCGGAACAGAAGCAUCUUCAGCUCCUUAUUCUGCUGUUUCCGCAGUUACAGCGUAGAGCCACCAACCUCAAAUAAUAACAGUAGCCCCCUUCCUCCGCUGGUGGAAGAAAAUGGGGGCAUUCAGAAGCCACCUGCUAAAUACCUCCUCCCUGAGCUGAAAGUAUCCGAUUAUGGAAAGAAGUGCGUGGUCAUCGACCUGGAUGAAACCUUAGUGCACAGUUCAUUUAAGCCUAUAAACAAUGCAGACUUCAUAGUUCCUGUUGAAAUAGAUGGAACAAUACACCAGGUCUAUGUGUUAAAGAGACCUCAUGUGGAUGAAUUUCUCCAGAAGAUGGGCGAGCUGUUUGAGUGCGUUCUCUUCACGGCCAGCCUGGCCAAGUACGCGGAUCCCGUGGCCGACCUGCUGGACCGAUGGGGAGUGUUCAACGCAAGACUCUUCCGAGAAUCCUGUGUUUUUCACAGGGGAAACUAUGUGAAAGAUUUAAGCCGUUUAGGAAGAGAACUGAGCAAAGUCAUUAUAAUCGAUAACUCUCCGGCAUCGUACAUCUUCCAUCCAGAGAAUGCAGUUCCCGUACAGUCUUGGUUCGACGACAUGACGGACACAGAGCUGCUCGACCUCAUUCCCUUCUUCGAGGGACUGAGCAAAGAAGACAAUGUUUACAACAUGCUUAAUAAGCUAUGUAACAGGUAGCCCUGGCCAAGCUCUCCCGCUGUGAAAAAGCUGCUCCCUGCAGCCGCUUCAGACUGAGCCCCGUCUCUGACUCUUACCUUCUCCACCCCGACAUGUUUUGCUCCGAACCAAUACGCUCUGCCAAACACAGAAAUCCGCCACAAGAAGUUCCGCUCUUGUUCUUCCGGAAGGGUGCGAGUGACGCAGCGCAGCCUUUUCGGGACUCCGUUCAACUCAAUUCUGUAACCAGUCGAGCCGAGCGAAACAUUUUGCCGAUGGAACGGACAAAGCAGCUCCGCCGAUCCUCCCGGCAUCUCCGGGGGUUGCCGAGCAACGGACAGUGGAAAGAGAAUAUUUUUUAAAAUAAACUUUUUGUCUCUAGUUUUUUCUUAAGAUUGAUAAGGACUUUUCAGGCUUUUAUAACCAGAAUAAUAAAAAAACAACACACCAAAUGAAACCGAAUCUACAAAGAAGAUUAUAGGAAAUGGUCGAUGCUAAAUCAUCUACCCCCCUUCUCGCCUGCUAUGGUUGGUCCCUACACUAUGCAGACUGUGCGUCCCCCCCCUUUGCUUGGAGCAGUUGACCUGACUCUAGUGCUUUUUUUUUCCUUUUCGUUUGUUUCCUACAGGAUGAAGUGCCUUUUUGAGUGUCAAAUUAAAACAAAAAAAAAAAAGAUAAAAAGUUACAUUUUCUACAGACCUGUAAUCUUUCUAACAUCGACGCGCUUGGAACCUUGAUAUAAAAGCACUCUCACUUACGCCGACGAACACUCGCGGAUACAACUAACCGGUGCAGUGCGGGUUGCAUGACACCAAAACAAUAAUACCUUUUAACGAUUGACAUAUCGAGAUUCCUUCAGCAGUUGCUCUUUCAGUUUUGUUUAUCGGUGCCGCUCAGAUUUCACUUAUUAUUAUCCGACUGCCGCCCCCGCCGCCAUAUUUUUGUUCUGGACGGCCUACAUACAAAGUUCCAUA
Molecule: messenger RNA, 4125 nt
Organism: Xenopus tropicalis (tropical clawed frog)
Lineage: Eukaryota; Metazoa; Chordata; Amphibia; Anura; Pipidae
Gene: ctdspl
Product: CTD small phosphatase like
Exons: 7
Coding region: 2375-3172 (265 amino acids)
Biological process (GO): regulation of transcription by RNA polymerase II
Molecular function (GO): RNA polymerase II CTD heptapeptide repeat phosphatase activity; protein serine/threonine phosphatase activity; phosphatase activity
Source: RefSeq, a predicted model, not a curated record